Molecule: messenger RNA, 615 nt
Organism: Drepanopeziza brunnea f. sp. 'multigermtubi' MB_m1
Lineage: Eukaryota; Fungi; Ascomycota; Leotiomycetes; Helotiales; Drepanopezizaceae
Source: RefSeq, a predicted model, not a curated record
AUGUUUUGUGACUCUCAACCUGACAGUCUUCUCUGUCCUACAGACGUCGCAGCUCUGGCCGACCUUGGCACUAUCACUCCACGGACUCCACCAUCUACACCUGAAGAGCGUGCAUUCGACCAACUGCCCGAACAAUCCUUGCUCGACUCCAAGUCUCUCAGUAGCCUUCUUGCGGAUCUUCUGGGCCGGGGAAAGCUUCCUGAACACUCACGUGCCGCUUCCAAAGAUAUUGCAAUACCACGACGCGCCCUCCAACGAAAGCUAAGCGAGAUGGGGAGCGACGACAUCUCCGACCUUGCGGAAAUUCGCGGACUGCGCGAAGAUUCCAACACACGUCACGGUUUCUCGGACUUCUGCAUUCAAAACCUGCAGAAGCUGCUGCUUAGCAACAUCGAGGACUCCGGCCCACGUGGAAUUAUCGAAUGCGGCCUGCCCAGCACAGCAGGCCAGGUAGGGGCAGCGAUUGUCAAAGCCGAGAAGGCUACAAUAAUGGCAAUGGAGAACUUCAUGGUGGGAAAUCCGAAAAUGUACUUGCAAAAUAUUGGUCUUUCGGUGUUUGCAGAAGGCUUGAGGGUGAAUGACUUGAGAGUGAAGGAUGCUGAUGUCAAGUCCUAA